This is a messenger RNA of Suillus subalutaceus, 518 nucleotides long. Its product is annotated as histone-fold-containing protein. Gene Ontology annotation, biological process: nucleosome assembly. NCBI's taxonomy places the organism in Eukaryota, Fungi, Basidiomycota, Agaricomycetes, Boletales, Suillaceae. The record is from RefSeq and is a predicted model, not a curated record. Bases 93 to 404 code for a protein of 103 amino acids. The transcript is spliced from 4 exons. Gene Ontology annotation, molecular function: structural constituent of chromatin; protein heterodimerization activity; DNA binding. Gene Ontology annotation, cellular component: nucleosome.
CCUUCCUUCUUCCACCACCAUCGUCAUCGACACUACAAGUGUUAUCCGCCUUCUCUAUAAAUCGUUGAACCACCUAACUCAUUACAUACAACAUGUCUGGACGUGGAAAGGGUGGCAAGGGUCUCGGGAAGGGUGGUGCCAAACGUCACCGCAAGAUUCUUCGUGACAACAUCCAGGGUAUCACCAAGCCAGCUAUUCGCCGUCUUGCCCGUCGUGGUGGUGUGAAGCGUAUCUCAGGUCUCAUCUACGAGGAGACCCGUGGGGUCCUCAAGAUUUUCUUGGAGAAUGUUAUCCGCGACUCUGUCACUUACACCGAACACGCUAAGCGUAAAACGGUCACUGCUCUUGACGUUGUUUAUGCCCUGAAGCGGUCGGGGCGCACUCUAUACGGUUUCGGUGCAUGAUUUAUUCCUUUGUAUAUGUAGUAUGUACCAAUAGUGUCUUAAGUAUCUCUCUCACUCUCCAAAUCGGGCCGGCCGUUUAUCAUCUUGGCAUCCUUUCAGAUAUCCAUGAUGGUG